Messenger RNA from Limanda limanda (common dab), 3138 nucleotides. RefSeq names its product PDZ domain-containing protein 4-like. Gene Ontology annotation, molecular function: protein binding. The transcript is spliced from 17 exons. The annotation marks the transcript as partial. NCBI's taxonomy places the organism in Eukaryota, Metazoa, Chordata, Actinopteri, Pleuronectiformes, Pleuronectidae. The record is from RefSeq and is a predicted model, not a curated record.
CAGAAAGGCUGGAGCAGCUCCCUGCGGCCGAUGGACCGACAUGGAGACAUGAAGGUCAGAGGUCGGAGAAGCUCUCAGCCGCCACUGGACAGGCCGCAAAACUCCCAGGAUCCUUUGCAGCCGCCCGGCUCGGUGCGUAAGGGUCACAGGAGGAAAGGUACAGUCGUGUGCGGCGGUAACUUCUCCGGCAGCACCUCCAUCUCCUCCGUUGCCAUGGUAGCCAUCCCCGACUGCAUCGACAACGCCACGCAGACGGACAUCAGCUUCCAGAGCAUCAUGACGAUAGGGCGGAGCAGAGGUCACCACCACCACCACCACCACCACGGCCGAGGAGGCUCCUCCUCCCCUCCCCCUCCUCCCCCCUCCCCUCCCCUCCCUCACCUCGGGGGGCCGUACGGGAUCAAUGAGUUCUGUGUGUUCGAGUACAAUGACCCCAACGACUACUUUGACGUGUCCAAUCACGAGGUGGACCGACAGGACGACCUGGAGUACGAGGAGGUGGAGCUGUACAAGUCCAGUCAGCAGGAGAAGCUGGGUCUGACCGUGUGCUACAGGACGGAGGACGAGGAGGACCUGGGGAUCUACGUGGGAGAGGUUAAUCCAAACAGCAUCGCAGCUAAAAAUGGACGAAUCCGAGAGGGCGACCGAAUAUUACAGAUCAACGGAGUCGAGAUUCAGAACAGAGAGGAAGCGGUGGCCAUUCUGACCCGAGAGGACAGCAUCAACUUCUCCCUGCUGCUGGCCAGGCCCGAUGUGGAGAACGAGAACCCCGUGGACCCCGAGGAGGACAUGGAGCUGACGCUGGAGGGAGGAGUUCUCCACCCAAACCCUCAAGCUUCCUCCUGCUCCCUCAACUCGCCUCAUCUCUCAGGCUACUACCGCCUCCGAGGAGGAGGAGGAGGCCCGCCCUGCCCUGGAGGAGCUGGGGAAGCAGGACGUGGAGACGGUGCAGGGGGUGAUGGAGAGGAGGACGAGGAUGAAGAGGACGGAGAGAGAGGAGAGAAAGAGGACAGAGACCCCCCCGUCCCCCUCCCUCCUCUGCUGGACCUGGCUCCGCUGCUGACCUGCAGCCAGGAGCUGGACAGCGGCGUGGGCCGGACGGACGACAGCACCCGCUACGAGGAGCUGUCGGAGCAGGAGCUGCUGGGGGAGCAGACCAGCGCCUGCAACACCAACACCACCAACACGCCGGGAAGCAUCAGGAAGUUCAGACCCAGCCCCAGGCCCAGUCCCAGACUCAGUCCCGGCCUCGGUCCGAGUCCCAGGCCGACGCCCAGCCCUGGACGAGGGGACACCACCCCCCCUUUCCUUCACCUGCGGGACCUGCAGCUCAGCUCGGACUCGCUCCCCGGCCUCGAGUGGCCGGCAGGAGGAGGAGCAGCAGCGUGCAGCCCCCACCACCUCCACCACAAGCACCACCACCACCACCACCAGCCGCCUCUGACCGUGAUGAUGAUGAUGCCGGGCCUGACGGAGGAGGAGUGCCAGCGAUACCAGGAGCUGCUGGAGGUGAAAUGUCAAUACGAGAGACGCCAUAAAAAACACCACAGAGAGACGGCGAAAAAAGGUCGGGACGACACCGACGUGCACGCAGAAGGUCGAGAGGAAACACAGGAGGCGGAACAGGAAGAGGAGGAAGCCACUUCCUGCCUGGCGGUGGAUGUGACCUGCAACGAGACCCCGAGCGAGCACGAGAUGGCGCUCAUCGACGAGGAGCUGCGCCACCUGGAGUUUAAAUGCCGCAAUAUUCUGCGGGCACAGAAGAUGCAGCAGCUGAGGGAGCGCUGCCUGAAAGCCUGGAUGAUGGAGGAGGAGACGGUGCGGCCGGGCGCCUCAGAAGCAGACGUGGAUAACGUGGAUAACGAUGACAGCGCCGACCCUCAUCAUCACGAGUUGUCGUCCAUCAACGAGCUGCCGGAGCGCGAGCGAUUGGACGACAGAGACAGCACCAGCGCCUACAACACGGGAGGGGAGAGCUGCCGGAGCACGCCAUUGGUCAGCACGGAGCAGAUCCCGCCUCUGCAGGAAGAGGAAGACGAAGCGGGGCGACGACUGAUGUCUCCGCCUCCUCUCCUCCCCCUGGGGCUCCUCCCCCCUCUGAACUCCCCUCUGACCCCGCGGCGCCACAGGCGGGACAGAGAGAGACGCCACUCUAACCUCAGCUGCUCCUUCUCUCCAAGCACUUACAGGAAGUACGAAACAGCCAAUGGCAGCGGGGCAAAUGGCUCAAGCUCCACCCCCUCCACACCCUCCAAGUUCAGAUCUCUGACCAGGGAGGGGGCGUCGUCUUCAAGAAGGGGUGUGGCUGACCGAGGGCGGAGCUCCAUAGCAGAUGGCGCCGCCAACAGGCCUGGAGGUGGAAGUGCAGAGUCCAGUCCCUAUUUCACCCGGAGACACCACAGCCACAACCAACCACCGGAGCGCUACCAGAGCUGCAUGACCCUGCCCUCCGAGGGCCUGGUGGACCCCCUGGACCGGGUCAGAGACCGAACCAGGCCCGAGGGGGAGGAGAGGGGGGCGGGCACAGGGAGCAGCGGCCCGGCCAGUCCGAGGAGCGUGAACAGCGCCCCCUGUGGUCUGGAGGACCGCCACGCUGGAGCCUCACGGUUAGGACUGGUCUUACCACUUGGGCUGACGCAGUCAUCACCAACGGCUUCACGGCAGCGCAUGGAGUGGAAGGUGAAGAUCCGCAGCGACGGGACGCGCUACGUGGCCAAGCGGCCGGUCAGGGACCGUCUGCUGAAGGCCAGAGCCAUGAAGAUCAGAGAGGAGCGCAGCGGCAUGACCACCGACGACGACGCCGCCAGCGAGAUGAAACAGGGCCGAUACUGGAGCAAAGAGGAGAGGAAGCAGCAGCUGCUCCGAGCCAGAGAGUACAGACGGAGACGAGAGCUCAUGAUGCAGAGCCGCCUGGACUAUCUCAAAGGAGACAGGGACCCGACAUUAGAGAACUGCUCCUCCCGACAGGACUCCCCCAGCAACAACAUCCUGUCACUGAGCCAGAAGAAGAUCACCAAGAAGAGGAACCGGAGAAUCCUCGACAACUGGAUCACCAUCCAGGAGCUGCUGGCUCACGGCUCCAGGUCGCCAGACGGAAAGAAAAUAUACAACCCUCUGCUUUCUGUGACCACGGUGUGA